AGAGAGGGAAGGGGGCUCUGGAGGACUCCUCUGAAACUUCUCCUGCUGAGUAGGAGCCCGCGUGCUUCGGGAGCAUAUCUGCGCAGCGCUGCGCAGUGCUGGACAAGGCGGCUGCGGCAGAGGCAGUCUGCCCCGCUGGACUCUGGGAUUUAGCGAGGGGGAAUCUUUGUUAGCCACAAUGCAGGGAAAAGCGAGCAAAACCCCCAAAAAGGAGCUGGUGAUCGAGUCCCCCCAGCAGUACAGGAGCCUGGCCCUGGCAGAGGCCGAGGUGGAGACUGUGCCACAGGUGCUGGUGAAGCCCAAGCUGAUUGAGCCGUUGGACUACGAGAAUGUUCUGGUUCAGAGGAAGACCCAGAUCCUCAGUGACGUCCUACGGGACAUGCUGCAGUUCCCGCUGGAGGACUUCCAGAUUUCAACCCUCAGACGCCAGUGGAGGACCCUCUACCCCUCCGUGCCUGAAAACGCAGAGAAGGAGGUGCAGAGCCUGUUUGUCCAAGAGUGCAUCAAGACGUAUAUCUCUGACUGGCAUGUCCUUAACUACAAGUAUGAGGACUACUCCGGAGACUUCCGCCAGCUCCCUCAUAAAGUUUCCAGGCCGGAUAAACUUGCGGUCCACGUGUUUGAGGUAGAUGAAGAUGUGGAUAAAGAUGAGGACACAGCCUCCCUGGGGUCACAGAAGGGCGGGGUCACCAAACAGGGCUGGCUCUACAAAGGGAACAUGAACAGUGCCAUCAGCGUGACCAUGAGGUCAUUCAAGAGGAGGUAUUUCCACCUGACUCAGCUGGGCGACGGCUCGUACAACCUCAACUUCUACAAGGACGAGAAGAUCUCCAAAGAGCCGAAAGGAACGAUAUUCCUGGACUCCUGCAUGGGGGUUGUUCAGAACACCAAGGUGCGGCGCUUCGCCUUCGAGCUGAAGAUGCAGGAUAAGAGCACGUACCUGCUGGCUGCGGACAGCGAGGUGGAGAUGGAGGAGUGGAUCAGCACCCUCAACAAGAUCCUCCACAGCAGCUUCGAGAUUGCCAUGCAGGAGAAGAGGAACGGGGACCUGCACGAUGAUGACGAGCUGGGAAAAGCAGACAGCUACUCUGGGAGCUUAGACGGCUUUCAGAGCGCGAGAGAUAUCGAAUCUAAAAUGAGGAGUGAGACCAGGCUGAAGCUGUUUGCCUUGGAUCCCGACACACAGAAACUUGACUUCUCAGGAAUUGAGCCGGACAUUAAGCAGUUUGAGGAGAAGUUUGGCAAGCGCGUUUUGGUGAACUGCAACGACCUGUCCUUCAACCUGCAGAGCUGUGUGGCCGAGAAUGAGGAGGGACCAACGACAAAUGUGGAGCCGUUUUAUGUCACCCUGUCGCUCUUCGACAUCCAGAACAGCCGCAAGAUUUCAGCCGACUUCCACGUGGACCUGAACCACCCGUCCGUCCGGCAGAUGGUCUCCGCUCCCAUUGGCCAGCACAUGAACGGGGGCGGGGACACUCUGCAGGGAGGCCAGAGGCUGGUCAACGGGCUGCCAGAGUCUCUGCUGCAGUACCCCAGACAGGGGGUCUUCUCAGUGACGUGUCCCCACCCAGACAUAUUCCUUGUGGCUCGCAUAGAGAAGGUCCUACAAGGAGGGAUUGCUCACUGCGCAGAGCCGUACAUGAAGAGCUCGGAUUCCAACAAGGCUGCUCAGAAGGUCCUGAAAAAUGCCAAACUGGCCUGCAGCAGGUUGGGUCAGUACAGGAUGCCUUUCGCCUGGGCAGCCAGGCCGCUGUUCAGAGACGCGUCGGGGACUCUGGACAAAACAUCCCGCUUCUCCGCCAUUUACAGGCAGGACAGCGGAAAGCUCUCAAAUGAGGACAUGUUCAAGCUUUUGGCGGAUUUCAGAAAGCCGGAAAAGAUGGCCAAGCUUCCUGUAAUCUUAGGAAACUUAGAUGUCACCAUCGACAACGUGGCCCCGGACCUAACGAAUUGCGUCACUUCGUCCUACAUUCCAGUGAAGCAGUUUGAGUGCAACGGGAAGAACAGCGUCUUGUUCGAGGUGGAGGAGUUCGUCCCCUGUAUUGCCAAGUGCUCCCAGCCUUUCACCACCUACAACAACCACCUCUACGUGUACCCCAAGCACCUGAAAUAUGACAGCCAAAAGUCGUUUGCCAAGGCAAGAAACAUUGCUAUCUGUAUUGAGUUCAAGGAUUCAGACGAGGAGGAGUCCCAGCCACUCAAAUGUAUCUAUGGUCACCCCGGAGGUCCUCUGUUUGCCAAAAACGCCUUUGCCGCAGUGCUGCACCAUCAGCAGAACCCAGAGUUCUAUGAUGAGAUCAAGAUUGAGCUGCCCGCCCAGCUCCAUGAGAAGCACCACCUGCUUUUCACCUUCUACCAUGUCAGCUGCGACAGCAACAGCAAGGCCAGCACCAAGAAGAGGGACCUGGUGGAAACCCAAGUGGGCUACGCCUGGCUCCCCUUACUGAAGGACGGCAGGGUGAUCAUGAACGAGCAGCAGAUACCGGUGUCCGCCAACCUGCCCGCUGGGUACCUGUGCUCCCAGGAGGGCAUAAGCAAGCAUUCCGGUCCUGAGAUCAAAUGGGUUGAUGGAGGCAAGCCUUUGCUCAAGGUGUCCACUCACCUUGUCUCAACAGUCUACACUCAGGAUCAACAUUUGCACAAUUUCUUCCACCACUGUCAGAGUAUGGAGUGUGCAGGCCAACCCUCAGGAGGGGAGCUCAUCAAGUACCUGAAGAGCCUCCAUGCCAUGGAGAGUCACAUGAUGAUCAACUUCCUGCCCACCGUCCUCAACCAGCUGUUCCGCGUCCUGACCAACGCGGCCCACGAGGACGUGGCGGUGAACGUCACCAGGGUCAUGAUCCACAUCGUCUCUCACUGCCACGAGGAGGGUCUGGAACACUACCUGCAAUCUUACGUAAAGUAUGUGUUUAAGACUGAGCAAUACACAGCCACCAGCGCCAGGACGGUGCACGAGGAGCUGGCCAAAGCCAUGACCACCAUCCUGAAGCCUUCCACAGACUUCCUCACCAGCAACAAGCUGCUCAAGUACUCCUGGUAUUUCUUUGAGGCAUUAGUGAAGUCCAUGGCCCAGUAUUUGAUAGAAAGCGGUAAAGUCAAGCUGUCCAGGAACCAGCGCUUCUCCGCCUCCUUCCAUCACACCGUGGAGACCCUGGUGAACAUGCUGAUGCCCCACAUCACACAGAAGUACAAGGGCAACCUGGACGCUGCCAGGAACGCCAACCACAGCCUGGCCGUCUUCAUCAAGCGAUGCUUCACGUUCAUGGACCGAGGCUUUGUCUUCAAGCAGAUUAACAAUUACAUCAACUGCUUUCUUCCUGGAGAUUCCAAGACGCUGUACGAGUUCAAGUUCGAGUUCCUGCGCGUGGUAUGCAACCACGAGCACUACGUCCCCCUGAACCUGCCCAUGCCUUUCGGGAAGGGGAGAAUCCAGAGGUUUCAAGACCUGCAGCUGGACUACUCGCUGACCGACGACUUCUGCAGGAACCACUUCCUGGUGGGGCUGCUGCUGAGAGAGGUGGGCGGAGCCCUGCAGGAGUUCCGGGAGAUCCGCCAGAUCGCCAUCCAGGUGCUCAAGAACCUGAUGAUCAAGCACACCUUUGACGACCGAUAUACCUCUAAGAGCCAACAGGCCAGGCUGGCCACCCUCUACCUGCCCCUCUUCGGUCUCCUGCAGGAGAACGUGCACAGGCUCAAUGUAAAGGAGGUCUCCCCUUUUGUCAUCAACCAUUCCAACAAUAAUGGGAGAGAUGACUCUUUCCUGGGCAGCUCUAUGAUGACUCCACAGAAGCCAGGGGGCAGUCUGGAGAAUAGCCUGCACAAGGAUGUGUUUGGAGUCAUUUCUGGCACAGCCUCCCCCCACGCUUCCUCCACUCCCAACAUCAACUCGGUGCGCCACGCCGACUCCCGCGGCUCCCUCAUCAGCACCGACUCCGGCAACAGCCUCCUGGAGAAGAGCCAUGACAAGACCAACUCCCUGGACAAGCACCAGCCCGCCGCCACCCUGGGGAGCGCGAUUCUGCGCUGCGACAAGCUGGACCAGGCCGAGAUCAAGAGCCUGCUCAUGUGCUUCCUGCACGUGCUCAAGAGCAUGUCAGAAGAUGCUCUGUUCACCUACUGGAACAAGGCUAGCUCAGCUGAGCUGAUGGACUUCUUCACGCUUAUCGAGGUGUGUCUCCAUCAGUUCAGGUACAUGGGGAAGCGGCACAUCGCCAGGAACCAGGAAGGGGCAGGGCCCGUAGCACAUGAGCGGAAGUCUCAGACUCUGCCUGUGUCCCGUAACAGGGCGGGAAUGAUGCAUGCCCGCUUACAGCAGCUCAGCAGCCUGGAUAACUCUUACACUUUUAACCACAGCUACAGCCACUCAGACGCCGACGUGCUGAACCAGUCUCUGCUGGAGGCCAACAUCGCCACCGAGGUGUGUCUCACUGUGCUGGACACCCUCAGCGUCUUCAUCAUGGGAUUCAAGACCCAGCUGUGCUCCGACCACGGUCACAACCUCCUGAUGAAGAAGGUGUUUGCGGUCCACCUCUGCUUCCUUCAGAUCAACCAGUCUGAGGCUGCCCUCAAGCAGGUCUUCACCUCCCUGCGCACCUUCAUUUACAAGUUCCCCUGCACAUUUUUCGAGGGGCGCGCCGACAUGUGCGCCUCCUUCUGCUACGAGAUCCUGAAGUGCUGCAACUCCAAGCUGAGCUCCAUCCGCAGCGACGCCGCCCACCUGCUCUACUUCCUCAUGAAGAGCAACUUCGACUACACCGGCCGCAAGUCCUUCGUCCGCACGCACCUGCAGGUGGUGAUCGCAGUCAGCCAGCUGAUCGCAGAUGUCAUUGGGAUCGGAGGAACCCGCUUCCAGCAGUCUCUGUCCAUCAUCAAUAACUGCGCCAACAGCGACAAGACCAUCAAGAACACGGCGUUCCCGUCGGACGUGAAGGACCUGACCAAGCGGAUCCGCACGGUGCUGAUGGCCACGGCGCAGAUGAAGGAGCACGAGAGAGACCCCGAGAUGCUGGUGGACCUGCAGUACAGCCUGGCCAAGUCCUACGCCAGCACCCCAGAGCUGCGCAAGACCUGGCUGGACAGCAUGGCCCGCAUCCACGUGAAAAACAGGGACCUGUCUGAGGCGGCGAUGUGCUAUGUGCACGUAGCAGCUCUGGUGGCAGAAUACCUGAGAAGGAAAGGCAUGUUCAAGCAGGGCUGCUCGGCGUUCCGCGUGAUCACGCCCAACAUCGACGAGGAGGCGUCCAUGAUGGAGGACGUGGGGAUGCAGGACGUCCACUUCAACGAGGAUGUGCUCAUGGAGCUGCUGGAGGAGUGUGCAGACGGACUGUGGAAGGCGGAGCGCUACGAGCUCAUAUCGGACAUCUACAAACUCAUCAUCCCCAUUUACGAGAAACGCCGGGAUUUCGAGAAACUGGCCCACCUCUACGACACGCUUCACCGCGCCUACAGCAAAGUGACGGAGGUCAUGCACACAGGCAAGAGGCUCCUGGGCACGUACUUCAGAGUGGCGUUCUUCGGCCAGGCAGCGCAGUACCAGUUUACUGAGAGUGAGAGGGAUGUGGAGGGUUUUUUUGAGGACGAGGACGGCAAAGAGUACAUCUACAAAGAGCCCAAAUUCACCCCCCUCUCGGAGAUCUCCCAGAGACUGCUUAAACUCUACUCUGACAAGUUUGGCCCAGAGAAUGUGAAGAUGAUCCAGGAUUCUGGAAAGGUGAAUCCCAAAGAUCUGGACUCCAAGUACGCCUACAUCCAGGUGACCCACGUCACGCCCUACCUGGAGGAGAAGGAGCUGGCCGACAGGAAGACGGACUUCGAGAGGAGCCACAACAUCCGGCGCUUCGUGUUCGAGAUGCCCUUCACCGUCUCGGGCAAGAAGCAGGGUGGCGUGGAGGAGCAGUGCAAGCGCAGGACCAUACUGACCACCACGCACUGUUUCCCCUACGUGAAGAAGCGCAUCGCGGUGAUGUACCAGCACCACUCGGACCUGAACCCCAUCGAGGUGGCCAUCGACGAGAUGAGCAAGAAGGUGGCGGAGCUGCGGCAACUGUGUUCCAGCACCGACGUGGACAUGAUCCGGCUGCAGCUCAAACUGCAGGGCAGCAUCAGCGUGCAGGUAAAUGCUGGUCCGCUCGCAUAUGCCAGGGCUUUCCUGGAUGACUGUAACACCAAGAAGUACCCUGAUAACAAGGUCAAACAGCUGAAAGAAGUUUUCAGGCAAUUCGUGGACGCCUGUGGCCAGGGCCUGGGCAUCAACGAGCGCCUGAUUAAAGAGGACCAGCAGGAGUACCAUGAUGAGAUGAAGGCGAACUACAGGGACCUGGCCAGGGAGCUGUCCACCAUCAUGCACGAGCCGAUCCACACGGUGGAGGACGGCAUGAAGAGCGUCCUGCCGGACUCUUUGCACAUCUUCAACGCCAUCAGCGGCACGCCCACGGGGGCCUCCAUCCAGGGCAUCUCCGGCUCCACCUCCGUGGCGUGAGGCGAACUCUGAACUCUGACCUUUGACCUCCGGCCUCUGUGCGCUCUGAGAGAGCGGCGGUCUGUCGGCUUGUCCGUGAACUGACAUGCCCUCGUCCUCCCCCCGAACAUCCCGCCCUCUUCUGUAGGACCCUCUUUCUCGUCUGUUUUAUGAAGCAGGACACCAGCUCUCUGUCUCUGUGCUGGAUGGGGGCAGUUGUGUUCGGCCAGGAAGAGAGGAAAUGAGAGGACAGGGGUGCAACGGGAGCUAAAGAAAUGGAGAACAGGGGGAGGAUGUGAGGAGAUAUAGGGGAGCAGACGUUUCGAGGUGCGGUCCUUUCAGCCUCCCGUGUCUGUAUGGGCUUCUUCAGUAGCAUUUCCUGUGGAGACUUCCCAACAGGGAUUCCUAAGCAAGAAGAACACUUUAUGCAUGUAACUGUCCCUCUGGGUGUAUCUGACAGUUUCUCUCCCUUCUUUCUUUCUUCUUAUUAUUAUUUACAGGUUCUGAACUCUUGUCAGUAAUUUUGUAUGUACAGUAUUCCAGUGUAUGAUAAAUGUCUCCUCUGGAUGGAAACCGAGGUGCGUCAAUGUAUAUUGUUUGUUGUAUGCAUACCGCACAUUUGCGCUAAUCUCUCUGUAAAUGAAGACAUUAUAUUUCUACACAAAUGCAUCUUAUUUUAAAAAGAUUUUCCCAUGAAAGCGUUAGCCCUCAGAUUUCCAACCCAUUACCAUCAGAGGGCUGAGGACUUUCCACGGAAAACUGUUCAAGGCCAUAGAGCGACUGUAUUCCCUACUGGUUGUUCCUGUACAGACAAAAAGGAGUGCAAUAUGAGUCUUUUGGGCGAGGUGUUGUGUUUGGUUCAUACACUGUAAAGAUGAUGUGGACCCAGAGACGGCCCACGCUGCGAAAAAGGCGUUCGUUUGUACCACGAUGCUUUCGCCAUUUUAAUGUUCAUUUUUAU
Molecule: messenger RNA, 7418 nt
Organism: Megalops cyprinoides (Indo-Pacific tarpon)
Lineage: Eukaryota; Metazoa; Chordata; Actinopteri; Elopiformes; Megalopidae
Product: dedicator of cytokinesis protein 9-like
Exons: 55
Coding region: 179-6478 (2099 amino acids)
Biological process (GO): positive regulation of GTPase activity; small GTPase-mediated signal transduction
Molecular function (GO): guanyl-nucleotide exchange factor activity
Source: RefSeq, a predicted model, not a curated record